Messenger RNA from Exophiala xenobiotica, 1217 nucleotides. RefSeq lists its product as uncharacterized. The transcript is spliced from 2 exons. The coding region runs from base 701 to 1132 and encodes 143 amino acids. The record is from RefSeq and is a predicted model, not a curated record. Lineage: Eukaryota; Fungi; Ascomycota; Eurotiomycetes; Chaetothyriales; Herpotrichiellaceae. Gene Ontology annotation, molecular function: oxidoreductase activity. Gene Ontology annotation, cellular component: mitochondrion.
CUUUCUUUCUGGUAGACCAACGAGCUAAAUGUCGUGAUGCAAACGCCUGAAUACGGACUACCCAGACUUCAAGCCGAGGAGUUCUACGGGCAACAAUUAUGAGAUGAUGAUAGUGACCUUGGGCGCACUUCGGUCGUACUUCUCCUGCAGCAUAUCGAAAGCGUCCUACACGUCAACCGCGCAUUUCCCUGCGAUUCUUUCUCUUACCCUUACAAAGUCGAGGGGAAUGGCAACGGUCAAAGACUCAAUCCCACAUAUAGUCCGGACUGCUGAGGAUCCUCGGCAGAAGGGUGUCUGGUCAGCACGUCUGAGCAGGAUUGACCAAGUCAAUUCGAAGAUACGACUGCUGAGACUGAGUCUUCCAAAAGAUGGGUAGCCACCUCUACGCCACCUCCCAGGCCAAUACAUAGACCUUUACAUCCCCGACGUCGACGUGGUUGGCGGCUUCACCAUAACAUCUCCGCCUCAGGCCUCGGCCCAGAGCCAGGAUGAUCCGCACAUCGAACUGGCAAUACAAGCUUCACCGAGUAACCCGCCGGCAGCAUACCUCUGGCGGCCAGUCUCCGAAAUUCUGGACUCAACCGUGACGUUCCGGGUGGGCGGGAACUUCACCUAUCCCCCACUGACUCUGAACCGGGAAGAAUGCGAAAACAUCGAUAGAGUUGUCUUUAUCGCCGGAGGGGUCGGAAUCAAUCCGAUCAUGAGCAUGAUAUCGGCCAUGGACGAGGUGGGCACAGGCACAAAAACUGAACUUGGCGGAAUGGUCAAAACCGUGCGAGUAUUGUAUACCGCCAGAAGAGAAGGCCCAGGAGAAGACAUCCUCUUCGAAAAGCGAUUGAACGAUAUUGCGAAGAAAUGGAAAGGUAACGAACAGGUGGAUUUCAAGUACACAUUCUUCGAGACGAGCGGGAAACCAGGUCAAGAAGAAGAAAGGAUUACUGGUAAUAUCACCACACGACUCAGACGUAUAAAGCACGGCGAUCUCUUUGAAGCUCUGGGAACAGAGGACAGUCGGAGUAACACAGUUGUCUAUGUCUGCGGACUGCCUGCAAUGACUGACGAGUUUGUGGAGCUGUUGAAAACGGCACCCGGCAUGGACGAAAAGAGAGUGCUUUGCGAGAAGUGGUGGUAGACUGGACUCCACAGGAAGAAAAAGAAGAGACAUGCCAAUCGUCUCGAACGACGAAGCAAUCCAUCAAUGAGAUUGGGUAUCAUGC